UUUCUGUAUGUGUCAAUAAGGGUGUACCUUGGAGAUUUUUCAUCCUUUAUGUCUAAGGGUGGUGGUCUGCUGCCACAGACAGUAUUCUGUCUCAAAUUCUGGAUCUCAUGCCUUGGGUUUGCAACCUGUAGUGAGCCCAGGAAUGAAAUGACUCCCUCCACGCCCAUCUCCGCCUCCUCUGUCUCACUCUUCUCACCCUCCCCCACUGAUCAUCACCCUGGUGGUCUGCAUUCAAGAAGUUUGUUCGUUCCCGACUUUGUUCAUGCAUCGAAGCGCUCCAAUCUUUCCUUUGGGGGAAAAAAAAGUGGAUUGGACAGAAACUUUGUUCAAAAUUAAUAAUAAUCAUUCCGGGGAAAUCAUCUGGAAACCGCUGAACUCAAGGUAUUCAGCAAUGAAGUGUUAAUGAAAGGUAAACCGGUUUGACCACAUCAGGGUGUGAAAAUGGCUUCCAGACAGCAGCUCCGCAGCUUGACCGAGGAGGUCAUUUGUCCCAUUUGUCUGGAUUUCUUCAGGGACCCGGUUUCACUGGAGUGUGGACACAACUUCUGUCGCUCCUGCAUCACCCAGUGUUGGGAAAAUGGGCAGAGACAUUCCUGCCCGGAAUGUAGAAGUGAAUUUCCCGAAAUUAGCCUGAGAGUGAACUGGGCCUUAUCGAGUCUGGCCGAGAAAGCUCGAACAUUAAAUUUGGAACCGCAGAAAGAGGAAUGUAAACUUCAGUGUGAGCAUCAUCAGGAAGAUUUGAAGCUGUUCUGUGUAACUGAAAAAAAAUUGAGCUGUUUAAUUUGUCGUGAUUCGCGUCAACACGCACUCCACAAAUUCCUACCGAUUAAAGAAGCAGUUGAAGUCUAUAAGAAUCGGCUGAAAUCUUCCAUUGAUUCUCUCACAGAGAAGAAAUCGGCGGUUCUCGAAACGGAACUGACCCAGAAACGGAAGAUUUCCGAAGUGAGGGAACAGGCGAGCAGUCUGCAGACCCACAUCACAUCCCAGUUCACUCAAAUGUACCAGAUUCUCACUGAGAAAGAGCAGCGUUUACUCAGAGAUCUCAGGGAAGAAGAGGAGAGGAUUGUAGAGUCAAUGGAGAAAAAUCUUCAAGACAUCCGCCUGAAAUUAAGUUCCAUUGAAGUGAAGCUCUCAAAGUUACAGAAACAGAUGGAGGAACAGGACGAGCUGAUAUUUCUGAAGGAGGAGGCUUGUCAGAAGAAAAGUAUUAAGGAGGAGUACCAGCCACUCUCAGUAAGAAAUACCACCCUGUCUACCGGAAAAUUCAAUGGUCCUUUACAGUAUACAGUGUGGAGAGAAAUGAUGGACAUCAUUAGCCCUGUUCCAGCCUCUCUGACUCUGGAUCCAAACACUGCAAAUCCCUGCCUCGUCCUGUCCCAGGACCGAACCAGAGCGCAACUCGGAGACAAGCCAACUGAACUUCCGAGAAAAGUGACACAGUUUGAUCAGUGUACUUGUGUCCUUGGAUUGGAGGGAUUCACAUCAGGGAGACACUACUGGGAGGUGGAGGUGGGAGACAAGACUGAGUGGGGCUUGGGUGUGGCCCGAGAGUCUGUGGAGAGGAAGGGGGGUAUUGACCCAAGACCGGAGACAGGAUAUUGGGUUGUGUGGCUGAUUCCUGGGAGUGGUUAUUUAGCCGGCACUUACCCCUCAUGGAUCCGCCUGAGCACAAAUGUGAAUCCCUGGAAGAUGGGGGUUUUCCUGGACUAUGAGGGUGGACAGGUGUCAUUUUACAAUGCGGACACCAUGUCUCAUCUCCACACUUUCACCCACACUUUCACUGAGAGGAUCUUUCCCUUCUUUCAUUUGGGAUCAAAUGAUGACAGGAAAAACUCUGCCCCGCUGACAAUCUGUGGAAUUAAAGGGCACUGACAGAUCCACCUGAUAAUCUGACCCCAUCCUCUUGCCUCUUGCCAACUGUAACCUGAUGGGUGUGGGUCUCAGUGACAGGUGGAGAGAGAGGUUAACAUUCCGGGAAUAAACCCUGUAUCGGAACUAGGAACUGAAAGAUCAGCAAGGAUCUGUGUAGGGCUGGGGGAAAGAAGGAGGGGGAGAGAAGAAACAAAUAGAAGCUCAGUUGCAGAGAGGGACUUACUGGGUAGAAUGAGCUGUGAGCUGCAGGAAACCGGGGACCUUCCUGACUGUAAUGUUGCUCCAUGGUUGGAUGUUUCAGUGCAACAUCACUGUUGCGAGUGCUAGACAAUAGAAGCUGCACAUCAUUUUAAACAAUGCAGUUUGGUUCCCCAUCAGACUUUAGACAUAAAUCAAAAACAAAGUUUGUUUCAUUUUCUCCUUACUCAAUGCUCUACAUCCUUACUGUUGUAGCAGCUCAUGAUCUAAAGCAGACAAAAUGGCCACGUGGGGCUUUUUCUUUAGCUAGCACAAGAUCGUCAAAAGGGUUUGACAGUUCCAUACAGCAGAUGUUCACAGCUAGGUCGGUAGUCUCCAUAUAGAUAUACUGGAUAAGGUGAAAUUCUCCAUUGAAAGAAACAUAAGGGAAGUUAAUCAGGUUUCUGUCAACAGACAGUUUUAAACAUACAAACAUUUUAAUAAGGAGCAUUUUUGAAAGGUCUUGUUUACCCACAAUCCCAAGCAUGUUAUAUAGUAAGAAGUAGAAAAAAAAGUAUGAUCCUAUUGUAUUCUGAAUUUUUUAGGUGAUUGUAGAAUUAGAAAGGCAGACACCAAACUAAUGUGAAAAGGUUAGUUGCAUUCCUUUAGCAAAUGAUUCAAUGGCAGUAAAGAGAACUAUUGUGUUAUUUGGGAAGAUAAAGUGAUAAAUACUCUGAACAAGAACUCCAAAAAACACCAUUGGCACAGGAGGAGGGCAGAGAAUGAUUGUAAAAAGAUAGAUCACAACUGGGGUGAUAUAAAUAAUUGAAAAUUAAGUGCAAAUAAUUCAACAAGUUCUUUCAUCCAAAGAUCAAAGGAAGAGUGAUAGAGUUACAAAAUAUAUAAAUUGAAGAUGUGGUUAUGUUCUCUUAUUAGUUGUUGAAUCUAAACAAGUUUUGCUUAAUAGGUUGGUAAAGUCAUAAGUAAUUGAAGUUCACCAUCAUCAGUGGAAUUCAAACAAAUUACUUUUAUUAAGAAAAGAUAAUUAGCAAUGGAAAGUGUUUCGAGUAGAAAUAGAAAGGAUUUAUUUGAAAGUGAAACUUUAGUUUAAAAAUCACUUAUAGCAUGCCAAUAGUUGGGGUCAUAAGUUGCAAGUUGUUUGUUUAUUCUCUCAGGCUGAAGUUAGAGAGAGGUUGUUCUCAAUUUGUCAGCUAUGACACAGUAAGUUCAUAUUAGAUUUGUUUUUAAAGACUUUAUAAUAAUUGGUAGAGAUUUGUGACAUUAAAAUUAGCAUAGAAUUUGGAAGAGUUCUUAGUGAAAAGGAACUAUUUAGCUAAUUGGAAAAUAAUGCGGUACAGCCGGAAAAUGUUUGGGAAGGUGUAAAACUGUCAGAAACAUUGUAAGAUCCUAAAGACAGAUGAUGGAGGUAUCUAGUUAACAUCAUGAGAUUAUGGGAGGACCUAGAGCUGUCCAUGGAGUUGCCAAUCAUUGAUCAUGUAUGCAGUGGACUGGAUGUAUAUAUUAGGGGGAUGUGGCUAACAAUGAUGUCAAUGUUGCAUGUAAUUAUUGUAAUGGGAAGGUAUAAAAAUGUUGUAUUUCACUGGACAAUGCAAAGCAUAAUUGACUUCCAAUCUGAACUGUAAUUCAGAGGGCAACUGGGCUCCACGUGAAAGCCAGAUUCGGGGUGGUCUCUGGCCUCUCCCACAUAUGUGGCAAUAGAGCUCUGAAUAAAGAUAGCUUGUGCUAAGGAACAUAGACCUUAAGAUUACUCUUUGAUAUUUCUCCCUACAACACUUACAAAAGCACUCUCCAUGAUUAUUGACCCCAGGCAUACAAGCACUUAUUCAAGAAGAAUAUUUGUUUGGAACAGGCUCUACAUCCAUCAUCACCUUGUGUAGAAACUUGAGAAGGCCCUCCUGAUUUGAGAUGACAAUCCCUGUGGAAUCAUAGCACAAAAUAACAAAUUUCAGCCCAUUUGACUGCCCAGCACUUUGAAAAGAUAAUUUGCGGUCCCAUUCUCUCACUCUUCUCCUCUGGUUCUCAUAUAGUGUUAACCUUGAAGUUUUCAUUCACAACUCAUUUGAAAGUUGAAAUAAUUGCCCUCACCUUUCCUUCUUGAUAAUAAGUUACUGUGUGUAACUUCCUCCUCAUACUUUCUCUAGUUCUUGUGCAAAUACUAAGAUCCAUUUCUGCACCCCGACUGUUAUUCUGAAACUGUGUCUCAGCAGCAAGCCAACCCGGACCUCCCAUUUGUAGAUAAACACACCAAGCAGUGCUCAGUAAUUCUGGCACCACUUCCCAAUUUAAACACAACCACUGCAAGCAGAUAAGUGAGAUAUAUUUGUUUCAGUGUUCAUGUUGUUAGUGUAUCUGGGGGUUGACCAGAAUAUUCUUUAUAGUUUUGUAAUAGGGUAGAUGCUUAAUUAGAAAGUGUACCUUCUGAAAUAGAAUUACCAUGUACUCCAACUAAUAUGUGUAUACAUAUGUAUUUUGACCCUAAAUAGUUCAGCAUUCUGUUUUGUUUUGGAAUUCUUCUGUGGUGUUUUAUGACUUUAAAUACUGUUGCCUAUGAAAUAUUCUACACAGGCACUUAGACCAGUUUAUUAUUCAUAAAACAUGUUUAUCCAAGUGCUAUUACUAUGUGAACCAAACAAAGAACUAAGUAUUUUUUAAUGAGUUUCCAAAACUCCAGUUCAAUGUGCAAGACAAAUCUGGGAUUGUCCUUGUUUUCUUUUGCAUUCCAUCAAGCCUGACUUGCAGAAAGUACUUAGCCAAUUUUGUGUUGGGCAUAGUUAUUUAGACUGUUGGCCACUUGGCCACAAUCCCUCUUCUUGAUCCUAUGAGCCUGAGCGAAUAGGAUAAUGCAAUGCAAGUCAAUAUCCCUUCACAGCCUAGUAUCUGAGUCUCAGACAAUCAGCCCAAAAUCGCUAACCCUUACAUGAUAAAAACAUCCUAAUUAAGUAUUGUUAAAAAAAAUUGCUUCUUAACUUUAAAUUCGUACACAGAGAACUUAAAUAUAACAGGAGUCAAGACAAAACAUGUCUUAAACAUUUUCUGGAAUGCAAUACAAAUCUCAAACAUUGUAAAAUCAAAAAUAAAAACUGGUUCGUACCAGUUUUCAAGUAUCAAAAUACAAAGUGAAUAUUUACAUCUGUGUUUAAUGGAUUUUUUAUUGUAUGUGUGGAAAGCAUUGGUUGAACAUUAUCUCCCUACAUAGUCUCUGAAGUAGUUCGUUCUUCCACUGGAUAAAUUUUAAUUUGCCUGUGUCUGUUGGGGUGAAACACAUGUACCCCAGGUGUGGGACGGUGUGGUGUUUCAGUGGCUAGCACUGCUGCCUCACAGCACCAGGAUCCCAGGUUCAAUUCCAGCC
This is a messenger RNA of Chiloscyllium plagiosum (whitespotted bambooshark), 5419 nucleotides long. RefSeq names its product zinc-binding protein A33-like. Gene Ontology annotation, biological process: protein ubiquitination. NCBI's taxonomy places the organism in Eukaryota, Metazoa, Chordata, Chondrichthyes, Orectolobiformes, Hemiscylliidae. The record is from RefSeq and is a predicted model, not a curated record. Gene Ontology annotation, molecular function: ubiquitin-protein transferase activity; zinc ion binding; protein binding.